GAGCGAGUCGCGCGUCGGAAGGAAAAGCGAGCCUCGGUUUCCAGCUGAGCGCUUGCUCUCUCGCAGCGAGUGUGUUGGUAUUAUUAUCCAGCCUGCUCCCAGCUCAGAAUGGCCAGAUUCACCCAGACUGAAUCAGGGAAGCCGCAGCAACCGCAACAGCCCCAUCCCGCUCACACCAGCCUGCUUUUCACCGGACCAGGAGCAGCGCCGAGCCAGCAUCCUCUACUCCUGAUCCCGCACCAGCACCAGUACUCCCAGAUCACAUUUCCGAAACCCAUGAACGGGUCAGAAUCCAUUUCCAUUCAUCCGGAGAGCGGCAACAACAUGAAAGACCAAGAUGCUAUAAAGCUGUUUAUCGGACAGAUACCGCGGAAUCUUGAGGAAAAAGACCUGAAACCUCUUUUUGAACAAUUUGGGAAAAUCCAUGAAUUGACAGUUCUAAAGGACCGUUAUACUGGCAUGCACAAAGGCUGUGCAUUUCUCACCUACUGCGCACGUGAGUCUGCCAUCAAGGCCCAGAACGCCCUUCACGAACAGAAGACACUGCCAGGGAUGACUCGCCCCAUCCAAGUGAAGCCAGCGGACAGCGAGAGCCGUGGAGAAGAUAGGAAGCUGUUUGUGGGAAUGCUGAACAAACAGCAAACUGAAGAGGAUGUGUACCGGUUGUUUGAACCCUACGGAGUCAUCGAGGAGUGUACCGUCCUGAGAGGUCCUGACGGAAACAGCAAAGGUUGUGCCUUUGUGAAGUUUUCUACACAUGUUGAGGCUCAGUCUGCGAUCAGUGCACUACACGGGAGCCAGACCAUGCCAGGUGCUUCCUCCAGCCUGGUGGUGAAGUUCGCCGACACAGACAAGGAGCGCACCAUCCGUCGCAUGCAGCAGAUGGUCGGCCAGUUCGGCAUCUUCAACCCGGCUAUUGCCCUGCCCUUCAGCACCUACAGCACCUAUGCCCACGCUCUGAUGCAGCAGCAGGCUGCCAUCAUGGCCGCCACGCAUGGGAGCUACAUGACGCCCAGUGUGGCAUUCCCCACCACUCAGAUCCACCAGGUGGGGGCACUCAACAUAAACGGGCUGCCACCCACCUCCAUAACCCCCGUGUCAGGCCUCAGUUCCCCGCCAGCCAGCAUCGCUACCUCCGCCGUGCCCAGCAUCGUCACGCCCAUCGUGAAUGGCUUCGCAGGCCUGCCCCCUCAGCCCAACGGCCACCCGGCGGUAGAGGCCGUCUACACUAACGGCCUGUCCCCCUACUCGGGCCAGAGCCCCACAGCUGCAGACACCCUCCAACAGGCCUUCACUGGAGUGCAGCAGUACACUGCUAUUUACCCGGCAACUACACUGACCCCUAUUGGACAAGCACUGCCACAAGCAGCUCAGGUGAUCCAGCAGCAGCAGCAAAGGGAAGGACCUGAGGGCUGUAACCUGUUCAUCUACCACCUGCCACAGGAGUUUGGGGACAACGAACUCAUGCAGACGUUCCUGCCCUUUGGAACGGUCAUCUCCUCCAAGGUGUUCAUGGACAGGGCCACCAACCAGAGCAAGUGCUUUGGUUUUGUGAGCUUUGACAACCCCACCAGUGCCCAGGCUGCCAUCCAAGCCAUGAACGGCUUCCAGAUCGGCAUGAAGCGGCUAAAAGUGCAGCUCAAGAGGCCAAAGGACGCCAGCCGUCCCUACUGACAGGAGUGAGACGCUGUCAGCAUGACUUGCCACAGCACAGGUGUUAAGAAGAAGGCAGUCAAGAAGAGAUCUCGAAGGAGUUAGACUUUUUUUUUUUCUAAAAACAAAAUAUUUAACAUAAAAACAAACACAGCCUGCAUAAGGGAUUUUGGAGACAUAUCAGUGUUUACUUUUCAAGGACAAACUGCAGCACGGGAGGCUGGGAUACGUUUCCCUUCUGGAAAACAGGAUCAAUCACAGCCGGGGAUGAUGCUCAGACACGGAAAAGAAGCAAACUUUUGGCCAGGAGUGAAAAAACAAGAAAUACAGCAACUAGAACAAAGACUUUUCUAUACACACUUACACACACACACACACGUACACACACACUUAACAUGUAUAAAGUAAAGGGUGUUUUGGGCUUUUAGUCUACAGAACAAAUGAAGGUUAAAACUUGAAGAUCAAGAAAACUCAGUAGGAGAGAUCUUCCUGUCCCACUGACAGACUUCCUGUCCCACUGACAGACUUCCUGUCUCUCUCUCGCUCUUGCUCUCUCCCUCUUGUUCAGCAAGUGCAGAACUAUGAUUUUCUGAGGUCACGGCAGUUUCCUUAGCAACCGUGAGACUGAAAAUCUCUCUCUCUCCCCCCCCCCCCCUUAGGGACCAAGGACCAAAAGUUUUUAUUGUUCUAAACCAUAAUGUAUAUAAUUCACAUUAAUUAUGCUAAAUACCACAAACUACUACUAAUAAAACUGUAUAACGAACAAGAAUAAGACAAAAUAUUAGCUUCAGGGCAAUGGAAGAAAUAGCAUUGAUUUCCUUCACCCAGCCUAUGGAGGUUUUCGAAAAGUUAAACAAAAAGGAAAAAAAAUACUAAAAAAAGAUUUUAAAUUAUAAUAGGAGAGUAUUUUAAGGUGUUUUAUUGGUGCAGUCUAUGUUGAUUAUCAGUUGAUGUGGGUAUGUUCAGGUUGUUCAACCACAUUCCAUUCAUUAGAGCAUACAUUCACAGAUCCAUAUCUCAUCCACGAUCGCAUCCGAUUCCAGAUCCAUAUCCUCCUCAUCUCAUCCACGAUCGCAUCCGAUUCCAGAUCCAUAUCCUCCUCAUCUCAUCCACGAUCGCAUCCGAUUCCAGAUCCAUUUCCUCCUCAUCUCAUUCACAAUCACAUCGAUUCCAGA
Molecule: messenger RNA, 2828 nt
Organism: Brienomyrus brachyistius
Lineage: Eukaryota; Metazoa; Chordata; Actinopteri; Osteoglossiformes; Mormyridae
Product: CUGBP Elav-like family member 5
Exons: 12
Coding region: 109-1674 (521 amino acids)
Biological process (GO): regulation of alternative mRNA splicing, via spliceosome; mRNA splice site recognition
Cellular component (GO): cytoplasm; ribonucleoprotein complex; nucleus
Molecular function (GO): mRNA binding
Source: RefSeq, a predicted model, not a curated record